Molecule: messenger RNA, 3087 nt
Organism: Pyrus x bretschneideri (Chinese white pear)
Lineage: Eukaryota; Viridiplantae; Streptophyta; Magnoliopsida; Rosales; Rosaceae
Product: katanin p80 WD40 repeat-containing subunit B1 homolog KTN80.1
Exons: 19
Coding region: 271-2691 (806 amino acids)
Biological process (GO): microtubule depolymerization; microtubule severing
Cellular component (GO): katanin complex
Molecular function (GO): microtubule binding
Source: RefSeq, a predicted model, not a curated record
AUUACGUAAAGAAGCGGAAGAGAAGUAGAAGAAAGAAAAGCUGCUUCUGCUCAGAGCACAGACUCGCUGCUGGAUCGGAAUCCGAUUCCCCGAUUCCUAUCUUUCUCGUGGGAUUUCCAUUCCAGCUGAAAAAUCGAAGGGUUAGAAAAGCUGCUUCUGCUCAAAGCGCUUCUGCUUCUUCUGGUCAAGCUGAAGUUGUUAUUACCGAUCCCAAGUUCGUCUUCUUCGUUUCGGCUUUCCGACGUUGAUUUGGCUCCGACUGGUGCAGAAAUGGCCAAGCGUGCUUACAAGCUGCAGGAAUUUGUGGCGCAUUCAGACAGUAUUAAUUGUCUAAGUAUUGGGAAAAGGGCGCGUCGGCUUUUUGUUACUGGUGGUGAUGAUCACAUUGUCAAUCUCUGGACAAUUGGCAAAGCCACUGCUUUGAUGAGGUUUGCAGGUCAUACAAGUCCAGUUGAAUCCGUAGCUUUUAAUUCGGGAGAAGUUUUGGUGCUUGCUGGAGCUUCAUCUGGUGUGACAAAAAUAUGGGAUCUUGAGGAAACAAAGAUGGUUCGCACACUAACUGGACACAGAUCCAGCUGUACUGCUGUUGAAUUUCAUCCAUUUGGUGAGUUCUUUGCUUCUGGUUCCAUGGACACGAAUCUAAAGAUAUGGGAUAUUAGAAAGAAGGGAUGCAUCCACACGUACAAGGGUCAUACUCAGGGCAUUAGUACUAUUAAAUUCACUCCCGAUGGUCGCUGGGUAGUUUCUGGUGGGUUUGACAAUGCUGUAAAGAUAUGGGAUCUAACUGCUGGGAAGCUCUUGCAUGAUUUUAAAUUCCAUGAAGGACAUAUUCGAUCCUUAGAUUUUCAUCCCCUCGAGUUUCUUUUGGCCACAGGUUCAUCAGACAGAACUGUAAAAUUUUGGGAUUUGGAAACUUUUGAAUUAAUUGGAUCAUCGAGACCUGAGCCUACAGGAGUACGUGCAAUUGCUUUUCAUCCUGAUGGGAGGACCCUGUUCUCAGGAUUGGAUGACAGUUUGAAGGUUUAUUCAUGGGAACCUGUAAUAUGUCAUGAUUCUGUUGAUAUGGGAUGGAACAGACUUAGUGACUUAUGCAUUCAUGAUGGGAAACUGUUGGGCUGCUCAUACUAUCGAAAUUCUGUUGGAGUUUGGGUUGCGGAUAUAUCGCUUACUAAGCCAUAUGCAGCUGAUUCAACACCUGGGCAUGAUGACUGUGCAGAUGAGAAACCUUCCGUUAAACUCCCGGAAAUUGCGGGGAAGGUAGAGAGUGGUAUAAGAAAUCCGGGCUUGCGGUGUAUGUCACCUGAUUAUGACACAAAGGAAAUAAAAAACAUAUAUGUGGAUUGUAGUGGAGGAAAGCCAGUUGCCUCGCGGAGAAUGGAUUCUCCAAAGGUUGUACCCUCUUCGGAUUCAAAGGCAAACAGUGCUGCGAAGCAGAAUCCUUCAGUACGGUUGCCUCCAAAAUCUAAUGAACAAGUAGUCAAUAAAUCACUGGCUGUGCCUAGUAUUGUACCACGGAGCAGUCCUGAUGAAAAAGAUACAGCUAACCCUGGAGGGGAUGGUGUUGCACUUUCGAGGACCAGGCGUGGUAUGUUGCUCAAACCUGCUCAUGCAAGAAGGCCAUCAAAUAGCAAAAUUGACUUCGAGAAGCUGCCGUUAGAUAAUGCAGUGGAUCUUAACUCUCAAACCAAAGGUGUAUCAGAAGAUACGGGUAGAGAGUCCAGUGAGGAAAAGCAUUCUGAGAUCAAGAGUGUAGAAGAGAAAUUUGAAAAAGUAUUUUCACCAAAUAAUCCCUCCAAUCUUGAAGCCAGAAAUGGAUCCCUCAAUUGCAGCAAGGACACGAACUCUGUUAAAUUUGUGAAUGGAGUUGCCGUUGUUUCAGGAAGGAUUCGCACCCUGGUUGAGCGGUUUGAAAGGAGAGACAAAUUUGAUGGUAAUGAAGAUCAAGCAACUAGCAUAUUGAGUCCUGUGAUACCUGAAGAUCAAACAACUAGCAUAUUGAGUCCUGUGAUACCUAAAGAUCAAACAACUUGCAUAUCUACUCCUGUGAUACCUAAAGAUCAAAACAACUUGUGUAUUGAAGCUAACAUCUCUAGACCUGUGAUACCUGAAAGGGACACAGCAUCCACCAUGCUGAAAGAAGGACCUCAAAUUUCUGGGAGGCAUAUGAUCUGUACGAACAAUGAGGGUCCUGAAGAUUUGAUGCAAACUCACGACGUAUUUCUCAGUACCCUUCGUUCCCGCCUGACAAAACUGCAGGUGGUGCGGCAUUUUUGGGAACGGAAUGAUAUUAAAGGUGCUAUCAGUGCUAUCAGGAAGCUGCCAGAUCAUUCUGUACAAGCGGAUGUUGUUACUGUUCUUCUGGAGAAAAUGGAUUGUCUCACAUUAGAUCUGUUUUCUUGUUUGCUUCCUGUGCUUCUGGGCUUACUUGAUAGCAAGACAGAAAGGCAUGCAAAUAUUUCGUUGGAGAUGCUAUUGAAGCUAGUGGCAGUCUUUGGCCCAGUCAUCCACUCAACUGUUUCAGGACCUCGACCUGUCGGUGUCAACCUUCAGGCAGAGCAAAGGCUGGAAUGCUGCAAGCAAUGCUCCAUCCAUCUGCAAAAGAUCCAGAAAAUUCUUCCGGUCUUUGUCAGGAGGGGUGGUGUGCUGGCAAGAUGUGCUCAGGAAUUGAAUCUAAUUAUUCAACAGUCAUAACAGAUUCCGUCUCACCCAAAAGUGCCAAAGGAUGGCUUGGCUUGCAUCCCGUAACAAGGGGGCCGCACAUACAACACCGCUCUACAUUAACAUUCAUGCCAAGUCGCAGUUUCUCCUGUUACAAUUUUGUUUGAGGAGUCCCCUUCGGCUUUUGUCAAUAACGGAAUGCAAAAGUUCAAGAGUUUUGUGAGGAAAAGCUUGAAGUAAAUAUCUUUCUCUUAGAGCUUGUACACUCACCGGUUGGCAUCCCUCCAGUUCGAUAGUCUUUGGCAUUGCUUGAAAAUCUUCUGGUUUCAAUGCUCCGAUGUGGGGGAGAUCGCUGUUUGUACCUUAACGAUGAUACAUGUACUCUGAAAUUUCUAGUCCGUCAAUGAUAUAAAUACAUUCGUUUGUUCA